This is a messenger RNA of Bombina bombina (fire-bellied toad), 1969 nucleotides long. RefSeq lists its product as uncharacterized. The coding region runs from base 98 to 757 and encodes 219 amino acids. The transcript has 6 exons. NCBI's taxonomy places the organism in Eukaryota, Metazoa, Chordata, Amphibia, Anura, Bombinatoridae. The record is from RefSeq and is a predicted model, not a curated record.
CAUUGACUGGUUAAUGCAGCUUUUGCAGGACUUGUUCAAGUUGGUUGCACAGUGCACUGAACCUCUGAAGAAGCAACUACUUUCUGAGAGCUGAAUAAUGGUGUCACGACACGUGGGGAUCUUCUCAAGAGAUGGAGAGAGCUGCUACAGUUGGUUGGUCACAUACCUCUUGACUUUUCUAGCAGUAGGGGACGUCCAUCCUGUUUACAUCACCAAUAACAACUACCAUAGCGUGAGAGAAAAUAUAGCCCUAUGCAACUUUGCCAUUUUGUAUCACACAAAGAGAAGAGGAAGAGUUAAUAUCACGGAUGUAACAGACUCUCUGUAUGAGGAUGAACUAAACAUGUUAUCACGUUUACUAGGAAAAGAGAAGGUGAUUGUGGUGAUUGAUGACCUGGAUGACAGCGGUUCUGUAGCGAAGGACACGAUUCUGCAGAACCAGCCCAGCAUCAAGAGACUGACCAAGGACCUCUUCCUAUUCAGUGUGCAGGAUAAACAGUAUAUAAAUGUAGAUAACCAUGGAGUGAUGACUGAUAAGCUGAAUCCUAUAAAGCAGCUCAUCAAAAGACCAGCCAAUCCAAGUGAACGUGCACCCAUCAAUAUUCCAAUAAAUCAGGAGCCAUUGUAUCCUACUCAUAACCGUCAACAAAACGGGAACAUUCAGCGCAACAAGAAGACAAUUAUGGUUGGAUUAGGUGUUAUUGUCAUUAUAAUUGUGAUAAUAAUAUUGUCUAUUACUUUGAGUAAAUCUGGAUAAAAGAUCCUUUGAAGAUUUCAGCUAAAUCCAUAUUUGGAAUUCUAAAUGUUUCUACCAUAAACUUUAUUAUAAGUAUUGGAAACAAAUCUGAUUAUGUAAAACCUUUAGUUUUUAUACAGCAAUAAAAUACAGACUAAUCCUUGAUUUCAGCGCUCACUUAAAGGGACAGUCCACCAACCUGAGAUUUUUAUAUAAAAUGUUUUGUUAUGCAUAAUGAAAUAGCAUGGCAAUAUAUUUUCAUUGUUUAUUUGACCCCUUUUCACAUAAUUUAUCAUUCUCAGAACUUAAAAUGCCUUCUCAAGGCUUACUCUACUACAUAGCUGUCCUUAAAGGGAAAGUCAAGUCAAAAUGAAACUUUAAUAAUUCAGCAUGCAAUUUUAAACAACUUUCCAGUUUACUUAUAUUGUCACAUUUGUUUUGUUCUCUUGGUAUCCUUUGUUAAGAGUAACACUAGGUAGGCUGAUAGGAGCUCAGUAGUGUGCGUGUGUCUUUAGCAGUCUAUGGCAGCAGUGUUUGUAACUAUGUAUCACAUAGCUGUAAACAUUGUUACAAACAUUGCUGCCAGAUGGCUAAAGAUGUGCACUCUUCUGAGCUCACCUAGAAUUACUCUUUAGCAAACGAUAUCAAGAGAACUAAAAAUAAAAAUUGAUAAUAGGAGUAAAUUGGAAAGUUGCUUAAAAUUGCUGUUCUAUCUGAAUCAUGAAAGAAAUAAUGUGGGUUUAGUAUCCCUUUAAGCAUAGAAAGUACUUUCAAGCAAACACUUUACACUACACUAUAGUGAGGCCAUAGUAAACCAAACCUUUGUAUACAUUCUGUAACACUUGUACUAGGAUAGACUUGCUGUAUAUUGCUAAUGUACCGCCUUCUAGUAGAUAUAAUACAAUUCCUUGUACAGGUCAGACUGAUGUUUAGUAUUUCUGUAAUGUGCUGCUUGUUUUAUUAUAGCAUUUACAUUUGUGUAUUUGCCAUUGUUAAAUAAAUAGAUUUCUUGUAUCAUUUCCAGCUACGGAACCCUUAUCUUCCUUGUGUUUUGCUUGUGUAUUAUUAUUAAAUAAUUCCGAAUCACUGUGUAAUGUGAGAUAUAAUUAUCUGUUAAGCAGAAUGAGGACGGGUUAGCUAAGGGAAAGACUUGAGCCUACAUCAGAAUCCACUUCUGCAAAGGUUACUUUGUACAACAUGUAUCACUGCAAAAAUAAAUCAAAUAAAAUUUAA